Parastagonospora nodorum SN15 is the source of this 1831-nucleotide messenger RNA. RefSeq lists its product as hypothetical. The record is from RefSeq and is a predicted model, not a curated record. Gene Ontology annotation, molecular function: catalytic activity. Gene Ontology annotation, biological process: trehalose biosynthetic process; cellular response to heat. The coding region runs from base 1 to 1602 and encodes 533 amino acids. The transcript is spliced from 3 exons. Lineage: Eukaryota; Fungi; Ascomycota; Dothideomycetes; Pleosporales; Phaeosphaeriaceae. Gene Ontology annotation, cellular component: cytosol; alpha,alpha-trehalose-phosphate synthase complex (UDP-forming).
AUGUCCAUGUCCUCGGGCGGCCUGGUCAGCGGCCUGAGCGGCCUUGCAAAGACGACCACUUUUCAAUGGUACGGCUGGGCCGGGUCUCGAGGUGCCAGAGGACGAGAUCAAGCAGCUCUCGGGCCAGCUGAAGGACGAGUACAACGCGGUCCCCGUCAUGCUCGACGACGAGCUUGCGGACCAGACACUACAACGGCUUCUCAAGUGAGACCACCCCACCAUAGCGUGAUAUGCUUCUGUUCCUCAUACUCUCAUACUAAUCGGCAGAUGCCAUCAUGUGGCCGCUUUUCCACUACCACCCCUGGUGAGAUCACAUCCGACGAGUCCGCGUGGGAGGCAUACACGCAGGCGAACCGGCUCUUCGCGCAGGCAGUCGCCAGGGACGUCCAGGACAACGACAUGGUCUGGGUGCACGACUACCACCUGAUGCUCAUGCCGCAGAUGCUGCGCGAGGAGAUUGGCAACACCAAGAAGAAUGUCAAGAUUGGCUUCUUCCUGCACACGCCGUUUCCCAGCUCGGAGAUCUACCGCAUUCUCCCGGUGCGCAACGAGAUCCUCCGUGGCGUGCUCGACUGCGACCUGAUCGGCUUCCACACAUACGACUAUGCGCGCCACUUCCUCAGCAGUUGUUCGCGCAUCCUGGGCCUUGCGACAACACCGAACGGCGUCGAAUACAAGGGAAGGCACAUUACGGUUGGCGCCUUCCCAAUCGGUAUCGACCCGGAGAAGUUCGACGAGGGCUUGAAGAAGCCCAAGGUGCAGGAGCGCAUCGCCGCUCUUGAAAAGAAAUUUCAGGGCGUCAAGCUCAUCGUCGGUGUUGACCGUUUGGACUACAUCAAGGGUGUGCCUCAGAAGCUACACGCGCUUGAGGUCUUCUUGACCGAGCACCCAGAAUGGAUCGGCAAGGUCGUGCUCGUCCAGGUGGCAGUACCGUCAAGACAAGACGUCGAAGAGUACCAGAACCUCCGCGCUGUCGUCAACGAGCUCGUCGGUCGCAUCAACGGCAAGUUCGGCACCGUUGAAUUCAUGCCGAUCCACUUCAUGCACAAGUCGGUAUCCUUCGACGAGCUCAUCGCCUUGUACUCGGUGUCAGAUGUAUGCCUUGUCUCCUCAACGCGCGACGGCAUGAACUUGGUUUCCUACGAGUACAUUGCGACUCAGGAGAAGCGACACGGCGUCAUGAUCUUGUCAGAAUUCACGGGUGCAGCCCAAAGCCUUAAUGGGAGCUUGGUAGUCAACCCGUGGAACACUGAAGAACUGGCAGACUCGAUUCAUGAGGCAGUCACCAUGGGCGAUGAGCAGCGAUCUUUGAACUACCAGAAACUGUCCAAAUACGUGCGGAAGUACACCAGUGCCUGGUGGGGCGAGUCCUUUGUCACUGAGCUCAGAAGAAUCUCGGCGACAUUAGAUCGCAAAGUUCAGUUCGCAUCAAAACCAGCCUCGGACACGAAGCCUGAGGAUAUUGGCGCCGCUCUUCCCAAGCAGGGGGAGAGCCUUACCACCAAGGACAAGGAAUCAGACCCCGCAGCCGCUGUUGAGGACAACAAGGAGUCCGCGGCCAUAGAACUGCCCAUCCAGCCCAAGAAGUCUGCCACGCAGUAGAGCAGCUCCCUUGCCGUUCUCCUCCUCAGUCACCUCAAUCUUCCAACUUUUAAAAAUCGACCAAACAUAACGACCCUCAGCAUGACACGGUAGUCCGGCGCGAUGGUUCUGCUUGGCUAGAUGGAUAUGUUUUUCACGAGUACCCCAGCCGUAUCCAUCUCUAGUGCGAUUCGACAUAGAUCUCACACUGCUCCCUGUAGAUGAAAAUGCAGCAUUCAGAUACCCCUUA